Messenger RNA from Lycium ferocissimum, 753 nucleotides. RefSeq lists its product as uncharacterized. The record is from RefSeq and is a predicted model, not a curated record. The transcript has a single exon. NCBI's taxonomy places the organism in Eukaryota, Viridiplantae, Streptophyta, Magnoliopsida, Solanales, Solanaceae. The coding region runs from base 1 to 753 and encodes 250 amino acids.
AUGGCAGACACCAAGUUCCACCCUGCUAUGGCUGUCUCCAACAUCAAGAAUCACAUUCCUAUCGUUCUUGAGAUGGAAACGGAUCAUUAUUCGGCUUGGGCCGAAUUAUUCAAGCUUCAUGCCCGGUCUCACCGUGUCCUUUCCCACAUUCUCCCGACCGGAAAGGAGAAGGCUCCUUCCACCGACGAAGAAAAGGAGUUGUGGUCCACCUUGGAUGCCACGGUACUUCAAUGGGUGUAUGCAACCAUCUCCACUGACUUAUUGCAUACGAUCAUCGAAGAAGAUCUAUCGGCAAAGGAGGCCUGGGAUCGCCUCCGUAACCUUUUUCAAGACAACAAAAACUCCCGUGCCGUUGCAUUGGAACAUGAUUUCUCUCAUGUUAAGUUGCGGGAUUUUCCGAACGCUUCGGCAUAUUGUCAACGACUCAAGACCUUGGCCGAUCAACUCAAGAGCGUGGGGGCUCCGGUGACCGACAACCGCCUCGUUCUUCAACUGGUGGCUGGCCUCACAGAGGCGUACAAGAAUGUGGGCACCUACAUCCGGCAAAGUAAGCCUCUUCCAUCAUUCUCCGAAGCUCGAUCAAGUCUGUGUCUUGAGGAAAAAGCGUUGGCUGAAAUGCAUGAUGACUCGCCCACGGCUAUGGUGGCUAAUUCCCAACGUGAGUUUGAUGACUCCACUCCUUGGAUGAUUUUACUAAUUUUUUGUGGACUUUCCCUUUGGCUAGAAAAUCGGAUGUUUACUCUAAAUUCAUAA